GCGCAGCCGCCAGCUCAGUGAAGGCGCGAGGAGCCCCGCAGGCUCCGGCGCAGCAGGAGGUGUGCGAAGUCGGGGUGCGGGGAGAGCUCGAAGCAGAAGAGGGAGAACGAACGAGGGUGAGCACGCUGAGCAGCCGUGCGUGCGCUCCGCCCGCUCUGCGCCACAGGAUCGCCUGACGAAGCACAAGGCAGCAGGGUCUCUGUCCUGAGGACAUUGCUGCCACCCAGGCAUUCAGAGAACCAACCACAUAGAAUCUGAAGGUCGAAGCAGCCCCAGUCUGGGACCGAGGAAGAGCGGAGCCAGAACGCAGAUCCCAGACUCUGGAGGAGAAAGGAGAGUGGAUUCCGGAGACAGCACGUCGCGAGCCCCAGAGCUCCCAGGAUAGUCAGGAUCGCGCGCUUCGCCGCUGGACGGCACGCCCCCCUUAGCUUCUGCACUCUCCCCUCUGGGCACUUCCUCACCUGCCCCAGAGGAACUUUCACCCGCAGAGGUGCAGGACAAAGCCACGCACCCGGCGCCCACCAUGCGCCUCAACAGCUCCGCGCCGCAGGGCGCCCCUGGUGAACCCGGCGCCCAGCCCUUCCCUUGGCCGCAAUCAGGACUGGAGGCGAUGCUCUUGGCGCUCGGCUUGGGCAAUGGCUCUGGCAACAGCUCGGAAUCCGUCCCGGCAGCGCCUAACAGCGACCUGGACGUGAACACUGAUAUCUAUUCCAAGGUGCUGGUGACCACCGUAUACCUGGCGCUCUUCGUGGUGGGCACUGUGGGCAACUCAGUGACAGCCUUCACUCUAGCGCGGAAGAAGUCUCUGCAGAGCUUGCAGAGCACUGUGCAUUACCACCUGGGCAGCCUGGCACUGUCCGACUUGCUCAUCCUGCUGCUAGCCAUGCCCGUGGAGCUGUACAACUUUAUCUGGGUGCACCAUCCCUGGGCCUUUGGGGAUGCCGGCUGCCGUGGCUACUAUUUCCUGCGUGAUGCCUGCACCUAUGCCACAGCCCUCAAUGUGGCCAGCCUGAGUGUGGAGCGGUACUUGGCCAUCUGCCAUCCCUUCAAGGCCAAGACCCUCAUGUCCCGCAGCCGCACCAAGAAAUUCAUCAGUGCCAUAUGGCUAGCCUCGGGGUUGCUAGCUGUGCCCAUGCUCUUCACCAUGGGCCUACAGAACCGCAGUGCUGAUGGCCAGCACCCUGGUGGCUUGGUGUGCACACCCAUUGUGGACACGGCCACAGUCAAGGUCGUCAUCCAGGUUAACACCUUCAUGUCCUUUGUGCUCCCCAUGCUGGUCAUCUCCAUCCUAAACACUGUGAUUGCCAACAAACUGACAGUCAUGGUGCAGCAGGCCAACGAGCAGGGCCGGGUCUGCACUGUGGGGACCCAGAACAGUUUACAGCACAGCACAUUCAGCAUGUCCAUCGAGCCUGGUCGUGUCCAGGCCCUGCGCCAUGGAGUCCUCGUCCUACGUGCUGUUGUCAUUGCCUUUGUGGUCUGCUGGCUGCCCUACCACGUGCGGCGUCUCAUGUUCUGCUAUGUCUCGGAUAAACAGUGGACUACGUUCCUCUUCGACUUCUACCACUACUUCUACAUGCUGACCAACGCUCUCUUCUACAUCAGCUCUGCCAUCAACCCCAUCCUCUACAACCUGGUCUCAGCCAACUUCCGCCAGGUCUUCCUGUCCACGCGCUGCCUGUGUCCUGGGUGGCGGCACCGGAAGAAGAGGCCAACGUUCUCUAGGAAGCCGAACAGCAUGUCCAGCAACCAUGCCUUCUCCACCAGCGCCACUCGGGAGACCCUGUACUAGGCCCUGAGGAGGCUGGGAGGAGGCCUCAGCCUCUGUUCAGGGCAGCACCCUCCUAGGCCUCCACGGGGCCAACUAGUGGCCAGUCUAAACCGUGCCAGUGAGGCUGGGGCACCCUCCACCUGGAAGCUUCUUUCUUUCCAGUUUCUCUUUCUUUUCUUCCUCUGCCCCCUCCUCCCCAAUCCUCUGUUCUUGCUCCUAUCCCUCUCCUACCUCCAAUUUAAAAAAUGAGAACAGAGGCUGCUUCUCUUCCUGCUCCCCAAAAGGCCUCUAACAAGAAGAAAUUAGCACUCACCAAGGAUAGCCUCCUUUGUUCCCAGACUAAUGGAUGUUUAGAAAGAAGAAAUGAAAGCACCUCCUGGGCUCUCGGGCAGAUGGGCUACUGCAGUCAUCACAGCACCGUGGGGCCGCACCAGCUGGGCCAGGCAGUGACUGAAGCUGUACUUGGGCUCCAAGUUCAUAGGCAUAGGCUCCAUGUCAGCUUCCUCCUGCCUCCACUCCUGCCCUGGCCCAGCAGAUCCUGUGGCUCUCUCUGAGCCUCAUGUCCAGACCCUUCCUUGGCAGGCUGGCACACUGCCUCUCCCAGAGUGGUCCAGAGAAAUCCCCAACAUUCUCCUUAAGGCUCAGGGUCCACAACAGAAAGCUGAGAGGAUCCACACCUCUGUCUCCACCCAGGACAGCUAUAGCCCACUAAAGAGACCCAAGUUCUCACUGGAGUCAUACAGACCUGGGACUCCUGUCUUAGGCCUGUCCUCACAAGAACAAGCUUCAAGUGGCCUUGCAGGGACACCUGCACUGGCACCUUGACCUCUUGAAUCUGCAAAAGGAUGGCAGAUAAGUGGGGCCUGGCCUCCCCUGUCCAGGUGCCUUUGCAGGGGGAGGAAUACACAGUUCUGCGUCUCUAUACAGCUGUAGAGAUUAAAGUCUGGCAGCUGCUGGCUUCAGGGCAGGACUCCUGAGAAGGGCACUGAGCCAGGUCCUCAGCAAGAUGCCAGUGUCUGAAACUGUGCAGGUAAGGAAAGACCAACACCCCAGCAUCCAGCUGGCCAGCAGCCCCAGACUGAGGCAUAUGUCAAUUUGUUACCAGCUGCCAAGCAGCCGCCCUGGCCCAGGUUCUAGGCGCCCAGAAAAGCAGGCACCUUUCAUCUCUGGGCGCUGUCUCCAAACAAGACAGAACCAUCUAGCCUGCAGCCAAAAAAGUUGGCUGAGCACUUGGAGAUGGUCCCAGGAUGCCCUGGACCAGCAGGGUAGGACUAGCAGGAGGGCCAGAGAACCAAGCUCAGCCUUUUG
Peromyscus leucopus (white-footed mouse) is the source of this 3079-nucleotide messenger RNA. RefSeq names its product neurotensin receptor 1 (gene Ntsr1). The record is from RefSeq and is a predicted model, not a curated record. Lineage: Eukaryota; Metazoa; Chordata; Mammalia; Rodentia; Cricetidae. Gene Ontology annotation, biological process: neuropeptide signaling pathway. Gene Ontology annotation, molecular function: G protein-coupled neurotensin receptor activity. Gene Ontology annotation, cellular component: plasma membrane.